Alnus glutinosa is the source of this 646-nucleotide messenger RNA. RefSeq lists its product as uncharacterized. Lineage: Eukaryota; Viridiplantae; Streptophyta; Magnoliopsida; Fagales; Betulaceae. The record is from RefSeq and is a predicted model, not a curated record. Bases 20 to 319 code for a protein of 99 amino acids. The transcript has a single exon.
AGAGAGAGAGAGAGAGAUCAUGGGAGGAGAGGAGUGGAGGAAAAAUGCAGAAACCCACAAAAUGAGUCCGGAGGAAGUAAAAGCCACCGGAGUGGAGGUCUCCAAAAGGCCACCCGGAAACCACCCGGGCAGAAUACUGCACCAGAGGCGCACUUUUCCUUACAGCUAUACCACCAUGGCCAUUGGGGGCCUCCUUAUCGCUGGCGCCAUCGGAUACUUCACCUUAUACGUCAAGAAAAAGCCUGAAGCCACUGCCGGAGACGUUGCCAAGGUGGCUGUGGGAGCCGCCAAACCUGAGGACACUCGGCCAAGGAAGUAGCUAGAUCUAGCUGCUAGUGGCUGUCUACGUGUGACGGUGUGAGGGUUUAAUUUGCUUGUAAAAAUGUUUGUUAAUUAGUGGACUCCGCGCAGGUUUUUCUUGGGUAUGGAGAUGGACCAAAUGCCUACUUGUUCCAUAUAUACUCUGGAUAUCGUCACAUUAAUUUUAUAUAUAUCUGCUUAAUUACAAUAGUACAAGAAUUUGCAACUGGCGAUGGAAUUGGAAUUUCUUCCAAUCCCAAAACUUUCUUCUUGGUCUCAACUUAAACUUAGACUUGCUUUCAAAUGUUUAUCAUAUUGGGCUCUUCACUCUUGGCCCAAUAUAACC